Messenger RNA from Coregonus sp. 'balchen', 9713 nucleotides. NCBI's taxonomy places the organism in Eukaryota, Metazoa, Chordata, Actinopteri, Salmoniformes, Salmonidae. The record is from the annotation of a GenBank genome assembly.
UGUUUUCUUAGCUAGGUAGCCUUUUAAAAUGCCCGAACUCAAAACGCUUCUUUUUCCAAGAUGGCGUCGAUGAAGGAUAGCGACACCGGCCUGUGGCUCCAUAAUAAACUAGGAUCAACAGACGAACUUUGGGCGCCUUCUAGUAUUGCUUCACUCCUCACCGUUUCAGUUAUCGACAAUAUAAGGUUGUGUUUUUCGAGUUUGUCGCCUCCGGUAAAGCUAAAACUCUUGCUCGGGAUGCUGCAUCUUCCCAGGCGGACUGUUGAUGAGGUGGGUACGCGAGUUGCUAUAUGACUGACUGAGUACUAGCUAGCCACUGCUACUAGCUAGUUUAAAUGGGAUUCUGCAGAAAGCAGCCUUGACCAAGUUGUUGGCUGAUGCUUCCUGAGCGGGAAGUAUAGUACACCAUGUUUAUAAGCUAACCGUUUCCAUUGUACACUUAUCUAGCUGCAUAUGGCUCAGCCUCUUCGCUCCGGGAGACCUGUACCGAAGCGCCAACAGUGUUUAAGUGUCUACAGCCAGGAGGUAGUUAGUUAACUAGUCAGAAUGAGUCUAACCGAUAACUAGCUAGCUAACUAUCGGUUAGGCUCAUUCUGUCCAGUCUCAUAAUUUGUUUACCUAACGCACAUGCCUUGCUUUCACAAACACCAAGUUAGCUAUCUAGCCUGACAUGUAGCAUUGAACCUGUUUGUAGUGUAGUCGUGAUUUUUUUUCGUCAUCUGAUAUGUCUGAGAAUCAUUCAAAUGCUCAAAACUUCUCGGAGCUUUGUCAGUCCAAGUGGUUUCGCAUGCCUGCCAGCCAGCUUGAGCCAUUUUGGAGGGCGUAACCAGCGAGUUAAGUCACAACUCAAAACUGGGAGACAGCCUUUAAAAUAGUUUUAGCUCCUUUUAAAUAGUCUAGUAGCUAAACGUCCUAUUAAACUUUGAUACAGUCUAGCUCCUUACUUAGCUACAACUGGUGUUGUAAACCAGGUGCACUACAAUUUAUUGCUUUGUUUACCAAUUAUAUUUCCGUGAUUAAGUGAUUGAAUUAGCUACUUUUAUACAUUUAGACUUGUCAUUUCAAUUUCAUGACCAUAACAAAAUCUACAUCCUGUCAUGUAUUAUCACUGUCAUUAGUCCACAGCUCUUUAUUCUCCUAAAUUACACAAUUCACAGUCUCUGCUGCCUACUGUUCGACCAUGUAUUGGGGCCUACAUCUUUACUAUGUCCAACUGUUCAGAAGCCUGAUAGCUGCCAGAAUGAAACUUGCCCUGCUCCUAUUCUUGCUGAACUGUGGGACUCCUUCUGGGGGCAGAAGCUCAAAACAUUGGGCAAGAUUGUGUGGGGGUCCUCUAUGAUGUGCUUGGCCUUGUCACUUGCCCGUCUAUCAUAGAGGCCCUGAAGUCCCCUGCACUGCAGCUUGCAGAACUUGGACCCCAGGUUUACGGUCCUCCUGAGGAUGCCCCUGUUAGCUACUGACAGCCCACCAUACCAGGCCAGGAAACAGAAAGUCAGCACACACACUAUAUGGCAGGUGUAGUAGUUUGAUGUAUUCAAUUUCUGUGCCCUGCUCUAACCGCCACAUACACCAUGCCCCAUGGAUAUUCUAUAAUCAAUUUAUUUCUAUACCCUGUUCUAUACCAUUUCUAUAAAUGGUAUUGAACAGACAGCCAUGCAUACUGUGAGCCAUGCAUGCAUGCAAAGCCUAAAGACACAUUACCAUUCCACAAGAUUGGACGAUAACGUUUAAAAAAAAUCUUGCUCUACUAACCUCCACAAUCACCUCCUUUGACCGUGCAGAUGAAGGAGGCCCUAUCAGAGAUCAUCCAGCUGGCCACGGUGGACUCUGAGCCCUGGGUACUGAUGGUGGCAGACAUCCUUAAGUCCUUCCCAGAGACAGGCUCCCUCAACCUGGACCUGGAGGAGCAGAACCCUAACGUACAGGACAUCCUGGGCGAGCUCCGGGAGAAAGGUGGGUACACUACCAUAGGCUAGGGGUCAUAAGUCAAGGGUAAAAUGAGAGCAGCAGGGAUCAUGGUUCUAGCUUUACAACUGGAAUGACUAUGAUUAUGUAAACAGUGCUCAGGGAAUUUUUAGUAUGGAAUAGGAUGCAUGUUCCAGCAUGUUGGUGCUGCUCUAACAUCACCUGUUGGUUGGCCAUGUAUCAGAGUCCUUGUCCUUGUGUACUUUUUCUUCAUCACUUGUGAACAUGCUUGUGCAGGUACUUGUUGGCUCCACCUGACUGUCUCCAUCACACUUCUGCUUUUGCUUGCUCUUUGGGGUCUAGGUUUGAGUUACUGUAAAAACACUGUGUCAACCGCUUAUGUAAAAGGCUUUAUAAAUACAUUUGAUUGAUUGAUCUCCCCCUGCAGUGAGUGAGUGUGAAGCGUCGGCCAUGCUCCCUCUGGAGUGCCAGUACCUGAACAAGAGCGCCCUGACCACCCUGGUGGGCCCACUCACACCCCCCCGUCAAACACUUCCAGCUCAAGAGGAAGCCCAAGAGCGCCACCCUCAGGGCAGAGCUGCUGCAGAAAUGUAAGAAAAGACACUUCACUCGAUCCGCCCACCUGGGUACAUGUCAAUAGUCUAAAGUGGUCUCAUCUUCUUCAUCUAUCAAGCGUCUCAGAUUAGGAGUGCUGAUCAAGGAUCAGGUUCCAUGUAAUGUUAUUCGUUAUGAUCUAAAAGGCAGAACUGAUCCUAGAUCACAACUCCUACUCUGAGAUGCUUAAUGAAUAUGUCCCUGAUCUGAAAAGCAAAGGAUAAGUUAAAGCGCUAUGGCGGAUGCUUAUUUGGGAGUUGCUUUCACUUGUCCAGUUGUUUUUCACACAUCAGUGCAGAUGAAGGAAAGCAGAUGAGAAAAUGAAGCCACUUUAGACCGUUCAGAUGCUCCCAGUGCUUUUUCUGGAUCAAAAAGGUGCUUAGGUGGUGAGCGUGGCGGAGGGGUGUGGCACGGUCAGCCCGUCAGGCGUGGCUGAAUUCGGUCAAGACCCUGGGCAAGAAUGUUUUUGAGGCCCCCAUCUUGGCGGCGGAGAGUAUUUCAGUGUUUUAAAACCAAUUUCUUGCAGGAAUUUCUUUCACAUUUUGCCAUGGAGUGGAGAGAAUUUGAGCAGUUAAGCAAAUUGAAGUCAAAUCUUAUGUCACAUGCGCCGAAUACAACAGGUGUAGACCUUACCGUGAAAUGCUUACUUACAAGCCCUUAACCAACAAUGCAGUUCAAUAAAUAGAGUUAAGAAAAUAUUUAGUAAAAAAUUAAAUAAAAAGUAACACAAUAAAAUAACAAUAACGAGGCUAUAUACAGGGGGUACCGGUACAAGAGUCAAUGUGCGGGGGUACAGGUUAGUCGCGGUAAUUUGUACAUGUAGGUAGGGGUAAAGUGACUAUGCAUAGAUAAUAAACAGCGAGUAGCAGCAUUUGAUAAAUUUUUCAGCAAUCUUAUGGCUUGGGGGUAGAAGCUGUUAAGGAGCCUUUUGGACCUAGACUUGGCGCUCUGGUACCGCUUGCUGUGCAGCAGCAGAGAGAACAGUCUAUGACUUGGGUGGCUGGAGUCUUUGACAAUUUUUUGGGCCUUCAUCUGACACCGCCUAGUAUAUAGGUCCUGAAAAUCAAAUACAAGUUUAUUGAUCGUGUUCCUAAUGUUUUGUACACUCAUUGUACACUGGUGUGUAUGGACAGUAUAUGGAUAGAAAAGUAAUUUCCAGAGACUGCUCCCUCAACCUGGAAGCUGAGAGAAAAUAUUGCAGUUUUCAAGUAAAUUUCCUGCAAUUCUAUGCAUGUUGCCAUGGCUAAUGCUGAUGUAUUGAACAUUCAUUAAUUUGCCCAAGAUUAUCAUAAGACGUGAACAAAAUGCAUCAGUGAUUCAUAUUUUCCUGUAACUUUCUGAAGAGGCAAAAGCACAGGAAUUCCCCUGUCUGUGUGUGCGCGCGUUUGUCGAACACUUUGUGGAGCCGUUAGCGAUUAUGCUAAUGUAAUGAUGGCUGUCUUCUGGUAGAUGGAAAGGCUUUCUCAAAAACCUCAAUUAAAUGUUAGCGGCAAUAUGUAACAUUUUGGGCGACCUGACUAAAUUAAAAUAUAAAUGUGAGUUGUAGAUCUAUCAUUCUACUUGAAAGCAAGUCUAAGAAGCGGUAUAUCUGUUUUAUGUGCGCUAUUUCUAUGUCUCAUAUUCUGUUUUUGUUUUUGUGUCUUUUACUUUCAGUUUUGUACACCAGCUUCAAACAGCUGAAACAACAAUAUUUUUGAUUAUGGAAAAUAUAUUUCACAGCGGUUUAGAUGUUACAAUGAUUCUCUACACUAUACUAGCUUAUUUUGUCACCUAAACUGAAAUUAGGCGAACUAUUAGGUUUUAGAAACCCGGAAAUGGCGGAGCGAUUUCUGCAUAGUGCAACUUUAAUUACAAAGUAGCCUAUGUCUACCUGGCAGAAUGAUAUCAUGAUUAGUGGCCUUUUGUUUAGCAAACUCUGCAAUCACAUGAGCGCUACAGCAACAUCGCUAACCAAACAAUGGUCUCAUGCUGCACUGACAUUAAAGGGUAACUACACCCAAAAAUCUAGAUUUCUUAGAUUUUUCCCAGACCUCAAAAGUGGUCUCCUGAUGUGGAUUAAGCAUUGUUGUGGACUUAGAACAUCCAAUGUUUUUGUUUUUCUAUUUAAAAAAGUGUGAUUUAGAGAGAACCUGAAACUGGAAGAAAAAAACUGAAACCUGGAAAAACAGGUUGGGGGGGGGGGAAUCAGGCAAAUAAUAAAACCGAUUUUAUAGGGCCCUACCUUUGUGCUCGUUUACUGAAUGUGAAUGGUCUUUUUCACAUUAGUGAAUGGUCAUGACUCAUGUUCAUUACAGCAUGCACUGGAAAACGAAUAUGAACGUUUCUUAUUGGACAAGUUCAUGUAGUCCCUCCCUGUUUGUCUUCUUCUGUUUGGUGCAAAUGAACAGCACCCUCCGGUAUUCACUAGGAACCUAAUGGAAGCAAACAGGACGAAACUGGGAGGAACUUUACCUAAAUUUGUCCAAUAGAAAGUCUUAUUUUCAUGUAAAACAUUUUCCAUUGCAAAAUAUUUUUCUACGAUGUGCACUAAUUAAUACAACCUUGACUCAUUGUUCUGUUAUGUUUUCAGCCACAGAGACAGCUCAACAGCUGAAGAAGGCAGCGGGAGUGCCUUUCCACGCCAAAGGAAGAGGCCUGGUCAAGAAGAUUGACACCACCAGUGAGUUUGACACACACACACACACACACACACACACACACAGCUAUUACAAUACUUGUUGUUGCUAAGACUAUGCAUAUUAACUCUUACACACACAUUUAUACCCACUGGUGUCUGAUUGGCUGCUGCGAUAUCAUGUUUUAUACUCUCCCUUCCAGCACCCCUCAAGGGGAUCCCCAAAGCCCCGUUCCGCAGCCCCACCACCCCCAGUAUAUUCAGCCCCCCUAGCAACCGCACACCCAUCGCCCCCGCACGGACGCCCCUGCGCAAGGAGAGGGGAGUCAAGGUAACGAAGGGGCCUUUAACAAGUGACCUUGUUUUCUUUAAAGGGAUAGUUCACCCAAAUAACACAAUUAUAUUGGUUGCCUCAUCCUGCAAGCAGGCUAUGGACAAGGUAAGACAGCAAUCCAUGCUUUGGUUUUGUUUUUGGACAGUGGCCAUGUAAACAAAACCAAAGCGUGGAUUGCUGUCUUACCUCGGCCAUAGACUGCUUAUACAGUAAGGAAACCAAUAUAAAAAAAAAAAAUGAAUUUCACAAUAGACAGGAAGCAGGGUUUCCGUUAGGAAAAUGUGGUGCUGGACAUUUGACCGUUGGCAUUUUAAUUUACCGGACAUUUGAGAAAUGUACUGGACCCAAAUGCAUUGGGUGCGUAAACUGAUUAGGGCGUCCACCCACGGUGCUCAGAAUAACCGGAAUCACAUUGCGAUUAUGGUAAUUCAUCUUAACAGAAUAUGCAACUUGAGGAUGCAAUGACGUGCAUCCUUCUUCUCAAAUUCCGAUGCGCACUUUGAAGAUGUUAGAAUAACAGUCCACAUUGACUUUUCCUCAGCCAACAAGAUGAGUAACGAACAGCAAAAUCACUAGCUUAUGUCAAUCUACUAUCCCCCAUAGUAGAAAAUUUUACCUUUUCUAUUGGUCAGCUUGUCGUUCUGUGCGAGAAAGAAAUAGCCUAUUCCAAACAGACUCUGGGACAGUUGUGGGACGAUAGAUCCCAAAUUCAUACAACCAGUACAAAAAAACACUUUAAAAAGCAAUGAGGCUGAUGCAACCGAUCAGAACGUUUAGCUUAAAAUGUUGAUAAACUAUUAUUUCCUCACAUUAUAAGCGCAGCAAUGUGCGCACGGCAGUAGGCUACGCGCGAAUAUUCAUUUCAUAAUGCAAUUAGUGGGAAAACACAGUUGUCAAAAGCGCACUGCACAUGCAAGCGGUUUCAUGUGACCGAGAUGAAAAUAUCCGUUAUAAGUUUAGGGAGAUCUAAAGAUGCAACAACUAGCAUGGUUUGCCUAUAUGACGAAGAUUGUGCCUUUUGGUUACUGGACAAUAAAAAUAAAGAUGUUUAUUUGAAAACCAAUAGAACAUGAGAGAAAUGGGCUACUUGUUUCAAUGGCAUAUGGAAGUCUUUAUAAAUUAAUUGCCUCCACAUUUAUAGGAACAGAUUUUGGUUAGGCUACUUUAAAGCAAGGUAAGAAGUGCCUCAUAAUAUGAAGUAAAACGUUCAGGUUUCACACAAUUAAGUAGAUGUUUUCAAAAUGAAUACUGCUUCCAGCUCACAUUGCAAAGUGUGACGCGCUGAAGCCUGCCUACCGUUGCCAAUGCACUUGACCAGUUGAGAAAUAAAAAUAGUAGGCUAGCUCUUUUUAAUUCUGGUCAUCAAAACUGUUUUUAACAUGCGAUUUCAUUUAGAGUUGUUGCGCAAUGAUUGUGCUUAUAAAAGUUUUUCACUCCAGCAGCAACGGGAGCUGUAGCAGCAGCUCUCACCCUGUUUGACAGAUUUGAAACUAGACUCUGUAUCUGUAAGCUGUGCCUGUACACGUGUGAUAGCCUAAAUAAGAAUCAUAAUGACCAACGAAAAUACACAAGUGCAAUUUAAUUCCCCAAAAAUAUGCAAAUGAACCCAUAGACCGAUAAGUAUUUCUGGUCAAAUGUAUUUACAUCGACCGGUAUUUUCAUCGAUGAAUAGGCAAAAAAACAUUAUUUAGCAAUGGGAUUAGUAAUUUUUUUUGCAGAAUUGCAGCAAUUUUUAUUUAUCGUCUUUCCAAAAAAAUAACUGCCAAAAAGCCGGCUAUUACCGGCUAACGGAAACCCUGAUGGGAAGCUGUAUUGAAAGGAAUUAUGUCAUUUUAAAUUGAUGGUUCAAUGUGUUAAGCGAAUCUGAUGCACAUCAUUGUCUGUUCUUUAGUUGUUAGACAUCUCAGAGCUCGAUAUGGUGGGAGCUGGUAGAGAGGCAAAGAGGAGGAGAAAGACUUUGGGUAAAUGCAUUUAUUUAUAGUUUUGAUCUAUCUCUAUCUAGCUAGCAGUCUUCACUAUUAUUCACCGUCCUUCAGACUCACUCAUUCUUGUUAAUCUCUUUCUCUCGUGGUACAGAAACAGAGGCUGGGGAGAAAGCUGCCAAAGAGGAGGCUGUGGUGGAGAAUGCUACACCAGACUAUGCUGCUGGACUGGUAUCUACCCAGGUAGAAAGACACACACUGUCACACAAUGUAAUGCAAUUUACAAAGCGGUAUUGCAUUGAAUUGUAACCCAUUCAACGGGUGUUUCAGAAACUGGGUGCGUUAAACAACGAGAGUGCCCUGCCGUCUACGAGUUACCUGCCUGCUACCCCCAGUAUGGUCCCCUCCUCCUCCUACAUUCCCAGUUCAGAGGCACAGCCAGGUGAGAGACGCAACUUCAAACACCUACAUACCUGUUACUCAAAUCUCAGGGUUACCCUCCAUUUGGUCCUAUAUGAAGUUGGUUUUGCAAUAUGGCACGGUAGUAUCACAGUGUACUCACUUACUUACUUACUUACUUACUAGUAAGCCUUGGACAAUUAAAGCCUUGUCCGAGCCAGAACGGCCUAUAUGGCAGUAGGCCAUCUCCUGUUUCUGUAGCGAUUGAUAGAGCGAUAGUCUCAGAUUGAUAGAGCGAUAGUCUCUUCAUUAUCCUCCUUUUCUUUCUCUAGCGAAUGCGGGCGGUUCAGGGCGUGACGCCCUGCAGUCGGGUCGACAGCCUGAGGAGUCGGCCACACCCAGUGCCGCCGCCACCACCACCCUCCCUGGCCAGUUCAAACAAAGGACGCCCAUGUACAACGCCAGCAACACGGCCGCCAGCCCCACCGCCCCCGCCUCCCCCAGCACGCCAGCCAGCACCCCCGCCAGCAGCAACGGCCCCUCGGCUGCCGCCACGCAGCCCGAGACCCCCGCCACACAGCCCCCCACUACCCCCCAGUCCACCACCCCGACUCCCACCCCCACGCCCCAGCCCAAAAAGAACCUCUCGCUCACUGUGAGUUGGAUAAAGGCAUCUUUGGGACUCUGUUCCAAUAUUCACGCCACUAUACUACUUAGAAUGAAGCAAUAUAUUGGGCAUGUAUUCUAAGAUGAACUUGUGUCAUGCUUACAUUGACUGUAGAGAUUGUAGUUCAGUAUUUGGAAUGGUGGUUUGGCAUGCAAAGGUUGUGAGAUAUGUAGUUGUUUUGUCUUAGUUGAAUGCACUGACUGUAAGUAACUCUGUAUUAGAGCAUCUGCUAAAUGUCUAAAAUGUAAAUGUAUGCAGUGUGGUGUAACCUCUGUGCCAUGUGUUGUGGUCCCACCAGAGAGACCAGAUGUAUGCUGCUCAGGAAAUGUUCAAGACCGCCAACAAGGUCACCAGACCAGAGAAAGCUCUCAUCCUGGGCUUCAUGGCCGGAUCCAGAGGUACUGGACUGCUUUCUGCAAAUACUCCCAUUUCCCUAGAUGAAGUCCACCUAGCAUAUGAGUUUUGUACUGUUGGAAUAGCACUGUUUUAGUAACAAGUAACAGCUUUUUGCAACAGAGAAUAAAUAUUCCCUCAAGUACAGUGGAGGCUGCUGAGAGGAGGAUGGCUCAUAGUAAUGGCUGGAACGGAGCAAAUGGAAUGGCAUCAAACACAUGGAAACCAUGUAUUUGAUACCAUUCCACUGAUUCCGCUCCAGCCAUUACCACCAGCCCGUCCUCCACAAUUAAGGCGCAACCGACCUGUGCUGGAGUAUGUCCACUUAGUGGCAUACUGUAUGAGUUUUCAACAUACUAGUAAUGAUUUAGGAAUGCGUGGGUGUGAAUAUGUGCAAGUGCUCUGGUGGAGUCUGAGAGGAACUGGCUACACACACCUUAAAACACUCUUACCCCCACUGCGAGUUCUCCUGCUACUACACACACAAACCACAUCUCUUAAAUGUUGUAUCCCCUCCUCCAGAGAACCCGUGUCCGGAGCAGGGAGACAUCAUCCAGAUCAAGCUAAGCGAGCACACAGAGAUCCUGCCCAAGGCGGACGGCACGGGCAGCACCACCAUGCUGGUGGACACAGUGUUUGAGAUGAACUACUCCACAGGACAGUGGACCCGCCUCAAGAAGUACAAACCCAUCACCAACACCUCCUGAGUUGGCUGCCUGCCGGGACUAAACACACACACACAUUUACAUACACACGCAAGCAUCAACACACGCAGGCCAAAUCCUCCUCGGGUGGCCAGGGACUUGUCAUACUCACACACUUGUGCAUACACACAUGGGCCAAAUCCAGCACGUGAGAGGGGCU